Dermatophagoides farinae (American house dust mite) is the source of this 1214-nucleotide messenger RNA. It is a transcript of the gene CSN6, whose product is annotated as COP9 signalosome subunit 6. Gene Ontology annotation, biological process: protein deneddylation. Gene Ontology annotation, molecular function: protein binding; metallopeptidase activity. The record is from RefSeq and is a predicted model, not a curated record. Gene Ontology annotation, cellular component: COP9 signalosome. Lineage: Eukaryota; Metazoa; Arthropoda; Arachnida; Sarcoptiformes; Pyroglyphidae.
GCUUGAUUGAAUGUUUUUUCAGUUUUGAUUAUUUUUUCUUUCUUCAUUUUUUUUUUCGAAUUAAAUUAUUAAAACGACAACUAAUCAAAAACAUUGGAAAAUGGAUGUAACUGAAAAUGAUAACGUACUUGAAAUUGGAGCUGCCAUGGAAAUCGAUAACGAAAUUCAUGAUGUCACUAAAGAUACAACAACAAAUGGUGAUUCGGUUUUAGCAUCCAGUUCAGUGAUUACAGCUACCAUUUCGGUUUCAUUACAUCCAUUGGUUAUUCUCAAUGUAUCUGAACAUUGGACAAGAAUUCGUGCACAAGAAUGUGCUGCUCAAAAUGGUUCGAAUUUCAAUAACAGUCAGCAGCAGCAGACAAAAGUUUUUGGUGCAUUGAUUGGUAAACAAAAAGGCCGUAAUAUCGAAAUAAUGAAUUCAUUUGAACUUAAAUUGGAUAUAAUCAAUAAUGCACCAUUAGUGGACAUGGAUUUUUAUCGUUCAAAAGAAGCACAAUUUAAACAAGUAUUUGCCGAAAUGGAAUUCCUUGGUUGGUAUACUAAUGGUGAUGCAGCCAAUAAAAACGAUAUGUUGAUCCAUAAACAAAUGGUUGAAAUCAAUGAAAGUUGUUUGUUUCUAAAACUAAAUCCAUUGGGUCGUCAUACAGGCUUGCCGAUUAAAAUUUAUGAAUCAAUCAUCGAUAUGGUGGCUGGUGCACCAACAAUGCUAUUCGUUGAUGUACCAUAUACAUUGGCCACUGAAGAAGCUGAACGUAUCGUUUUGGAUCAUAUGGCACGAAUGACAUCAACAUCACAUAAUGGUGAAAAUGUUAAUUCAGUUGUCACUGAACAUCUUCGUGUACAACAUAGUGCCGUUAAAAUGUUACGUGAUCGUAUUAAAUUGAUUUUGGAUUUCGUUAAAGAUGUAAAGAACAAAAAUAUUCCGGCCAAUCAUGAAAUUUUACGUGAAAUAUUGAAUCUUUGUCAUCGAUUACCAAUAAUUAGCUCGGAUACAUUCAAUGAAGAUUUCUACAUUCAAUGUAAUGAUGUUGCAUUGAUCACCUAUCUAGGAACAUUGACAAAAUGUUCAAAUUCAAUCAAUCAAUAUGCAAACAAAUUUAAUAUUUUAUUAGAUCGUCCUGGAACAGGACGACGUAUGCGUUUAUAUUAAUGAUGAUGAUGAUCAUUGAUGAUGAAAUUUUUUUAAAUUGUACAAAAAAAACACACACACACAC